Molecule: messenger RNA, 1203 nt
Organism: Candidozyma auris
Lineage: Eukaryota; Fungi; Ascomycota; Pichiomycetes; Serinales; Metschnikowiaceae
Gene: STE3
Product: Ste3p
Exons: 1
Coding region: 1-1203 (400 amino acids)
Biological process (GO): G protein-coupled receptor signaling pathway
Cellular component (GO): membrane
Molecular function (GO): mating-type factor pheromone receptor activity
Source: RefSeq, a predicted model, not a curated record
AUGAACGGUGAAGGUCUGUGCAUUGCCGCUUUUUCAUUUCUUGCAUUCGUCCUUUUGAUCCCACCGUUUGCAUAUCAUCGCAAACAAGGAAAUAUUCCAGCUUGCAGUUUAAUCUUCUGGCUCUGCUAUGAGAAUCUAGUAUCCUUUGUUAAUGCCAUUAUUUGGAGCAGUGAAGAUUUUGACACUGCUACCACUGCUCCAGGGUACUGCGACUUGACCGUGAGAAUUACCAGUGGUGCAUCUUCAGGGAAGUUGGCUAGCAUUGCAACUGUCAUGUUCAACUUAUACAUGAUUAUCAGGGCAGAAAAUCAUAAAUUUUUGGAGCCAAAGUCCAAAAGACGGUUGAUCACAAACAUCGCCAUGUGCUGGGCAACAUCUUUAUUCGUCAUGAGCACAUCCAUCAUCGUUCAAGCAACAAGAUACGUCAUCUUCAGGUACAGAGGCUGUCUCGCAGCGUAUGCAUAUUCGUACUUGACACUUAUCUUGGUGCAAAUUUGGAACCUUAUCUGGUCAGCCAUCGCCUUAGUAUUUGCUCUUCUCACAUUGAUAACAUACGUCAAGAAGCGCAGAGAUAUCGGUGACAUCUUGCGCUGCACGGGCUCCGGACUCAACAACAGAAGAUUUGCUCGCUUGGUCAUUUUCAGUUUGCUUAUCAUCUUCGUGUUGGUGCCAUUCGCCGUCUAUAACUUCGUAAAUGCUGCUGACACCUUUGGAGUUGCGUCUUUUAACUUGUCCAAAGUCCAUAACGAGUAUUGGAGCACCAUAUACACUUUUGAUUACGGCACCUCUCAGUUGGCCUCCCCUAUCAUCAACAUUUGCCUCGCGGCCGUUACCUUCCUACUUUUUGGACUAGGUACGGAUGCCUUAUCGAUGUACCGCCGCUUCCUCCACUUCCUUGGCUUCAAGAGAUUCUCGAAGUUUGCUGAUGAACACCCAAUGAUAUCUCCUGAGUUCACCGAGAGCAAAUGUAUGUCAAGGGAAACCGCUCUAACGGAAGGCACGUUAGCCACCAUGCAUGAGCUUAAACAUUACAAGGAGCUUGUGUUUGGUGACUCUGAAAGUCCGUUCGAUGUGCCUAGCACCAUCAAAGAUGGCAAAGAUGUGAUCCGCAUCUCAAAUGAUGACAAUGUAUCAAUCAAUUUUGACGACCAGAUAAGUUACAACACAGAUAUAGCCUUCGAUUUUCGUGUUGUUCCCAAAUAA